UUGGAAUCAACGUUUUCACUGAGUAAUCUGGCAGUUGUUAAUGUGAAAGAUAGGGAGAGUGGACCCGCCAAAGCUGAUCAGCUCUUGAAACUACUCGUGUUUCCUGAACAAAGAUAUUACCGCUGUGAUAGUGCUCGCGUCAAAAAGAUGUGGCUUGAUGAACUCGAAAGAGCGAAGCGUGACAUUUUGCACGAAGGCAUUCUGGUUCGGCAGUCCACAAUCCGAGGGAAAAGAAUUUCAGUUCAGGAACGUGUCAAGCGUGCCGAAGAUAUUCCAUCCACAGCUAACUCGCUCCCUGAGACCGAAGAGGGAGAAGUUAAUCAGGAAGAGAUAGCGUGGCUUCAAGAGUUACCUGCAGAAUUGGACGACUGUAUAGCACACAGAGCAGUAGAACUUAUCCAUGAGUGGAAACAGUGUUCUACGAAGGAUCCCAAUAUAGACGCUCAGCUGAAAAUCAGGGAAAAUCAGAUUGUGCAACUCCUGAGCGAUGACGUCCGCCGUCCAGGUGCCGUACAUGGUGGACCUCGUGCAAUGAAGAAGGCACGAACGCUUUUGUCACAGCUUGGACGAGGAACCUACGCGAUGGACCUUUACCUUCGUCGUCGCAGUGCGUUGCAGAGAGCAGCUGUUAAGGACAUAGCGGUAUCGGAGGAACCCUUGUGCUUCAGUGGUGUUCAGGCGAAGCUUAGUGUCUUGCUUUCUUUAGUUCGACGACAUGUCAUAGAGGUUGCUCCGGCAAUGACUGUCCUUGCGUUUACUUGGGGAAUCCUAAUGAAAACAAUGGACGAGUUAACGUCAAUGGGUGUUCAGCUAACGUUCGAGGUGCAUCGUCUUCUGGCUCCUGCUUUGGAAGCUGCUAUCGAGACCAAUUUUAACAACAUCAUGCAGGGCGUAAAGCUGCGAAUGUCUGAAGAGCGGUGGCGACCAUACGUAUUGGAAUCUGAUUCUGCGCUCACUCGCCUUGUGGAGGAGCUGUCAGAUGUUGGUCUGAACAUUGAUUGGACCGUGGCUGCAGACAGUCGUGCAGCCGUUUUGCUAUCACCACAUGCUAUUCACUUUGCGCGUGUGGCACAUUCGCUUGCCAGGGAUUUGGGCCCGCUUCGACGGUUAGUUCAUGGAGAAAAUGAGGAUAAUAAUUUUCUGUUGGCGUGCUCAUUUCAUGGUUAUGAUAUCAAACAGUUCCAUGCUUUAUUUCAAGUCUCUAGCUGUAUGAUGCUUCUCAGUAAAGGAUGCAGUCCUGGAUUC
Messenger RNA from Ostertagia ostertagi, 1245 nucleotides. The record is from the annotation of a GenBank genome assembly. NCBI's taxonomy places the organism in Eukaryota, Metazoa, Nematoda, Chromadorea, Rhabditida, Trichostrongylidae.